This is a messenger RNA of Punctularia strigosozonata HHB-11173 SS5, 925 nucleotides long. RefSeq lists its product as uncharacterized. The transcript has 4 exons. Lineage: Eukaryota; Fungi; Basidiomycota; Agaricomycetes; Corticiales; Punctulariaceae. Gene Ontology annotation, molecular function: pyridoxal phosphate binding. The record is from RefSeq and is a predicted model, not a curated record. Gene Ontology annotation, cellular component: intracellular anatomical structure. The coding region runs from base 44 to 853 and encodes 269 amino acids.
UCUUUUGCAUCGACCUCCUCUUGCGCUAACAUCUCGGAUCCGGAUGUCUUCAAUCGAGUCGACAGCCGUGCCAGCUACUUCCGCCGAACGUUCGCAGGACUUGCUGUAUUCUCUUACCGAGAUCAAAAGCCGAGUUCAGCAAACCGCGGGCGGUCGGGACGUCACGCUUGUCGCGGUCUCGAAAUACAAGCCAUCUUCUGACGUCCUCGCCUGCUACAACCAUGGCCAGCGCGACUUCGGGGAAAACUACGUGCAGGAGCUGGUAGACAAGGCGGCGCAGUUGCCUACCGAUAUCCGGUGGCAUUUCAUCGGCACCCUGCAAUCGAACAAGGCGAAGAUUCUCGCAGCAAUCCCCAAUCUUUACGCAGUCCAGACCGUCGCGUCCGUUAAGGCGGCAAGUGGCCUCGACAAGGCGCUUUCCAACGAUCGCACAGCACCCCUCAACGUGCUCAUCCAGGUGAACACAUCUGGCGAGGAUGCCAAGUCUGGACUCUCGCCUUUGACCCCAUCGACCGCGUCCGAAGAUGCCCAACUUGUCACCCUUGCCCGGUAUAUCGUCACUUCCUGUCCCCGUUUACGCCUCCAAGGUCUCAUGACCAUCGGUUCGGUGUCUGAAUCUCUGGCCAAGGACAAGCCGAACCAUGAUUUCGAGACGCUGAAAGAAACGCGCGAUUCACUUGAGCGUAUACUCAGAAACGACAGAAUGGUCCCUGCAACAUGGGGAGAGGACGGAAAGCUGCUGCUGAGUAUGGGAAUGUCGAGCGACUUCGAGGCUGCGUUGAGCGCUGGUAGUGAUAUAGUGAGGGUUGGUACCGGGAUUUUCGGAGAGCGUCACAAAAAGGGCGAAUCUUGAGGUGCGAUUAUUGUUGAGUCCGGCAAUAGAAAAUCCACUGUUGCCAGCAUUAUGCUCCGCCUUCCGCAUAGC